AUGGCCCUCACCAUGACUCCCACACGCCAACCUUUGGGCUGUUUGGACUCGCCUCACAUGCGUCCGAUCAUUCGAUCGAAACUUAAUCGUCAGAACCAACAAAAUGGUAUCUCUAUCAAGGGCAUGAACACCCCAAUGAAGAACUCAAUAUUUAUGGACUCGGAGAACAUCGACCCAAUCUCCACAAAGCGCAAGCGCACAUUCGAAGAUGACGAGGAAAACACCAAGCCCAAAACAUCCCGUCUCGCUCUUUCCACCCGAACCAACAUCUCCCCACGUAUUAUAACCCCCUUGAAGACCUCGCAAUCCACAACUCCCAAAUCAGCUCCCAUUCUCAAGCCAGCCGGUCGCUCCCCACCGCCAAAAUCCAGCAAGUCUGCCAGCCGUCGCUCCAUCACCAAGCCACGCGCCGAUUUGAGCAAGCGCGGCGUCGCUCGCCCCUUCUCUCUGGCUUCGGCCCUUGCACAGACAAAGGUUCCAAAGCCUGCUCCCAAGGCCCCGGCCUCGUGGUGCUUCGAUAUCCACGUCGAUACUGAGCAGGAGGAGAUGACCAAUCUGAUGCAACACUCGACUACUGUCCUCGAUAUCAGCGACGACGAGGGCAAGGCUUCUGACGGUCGUGGAAAGGAGAACGUCCCCCCUCACGAAAUGGGAAUUGAGAUCCCCAACUCCCGCCAGCCUACUCCCUCCGCCUCGGUUGCCACUGCUCCUGUUGCCCGCACAUCAACCACAAUGGAAGACCGCGCGCCUCUGGGCGAGCUCAACGCUGCUGACUACUAUGCUGAAGGCUGCAAUGCCUUUUCAUACACGGUUAUCUACGACGAGGCUGAAACUGUCGAGUUCAAGAAGCCUUCCUCGCCUCUUGCCCAGAGCCAUCAGGCUCUCAUUACUACCUCUAUCGCAUCUGUUUUGGAGGCUGUUUCUCCCACGGCUGAGACCCAGAAGAGUGACUCUGAAACCAAGAACUGA
Molecule: messenger RNA, 969 nt
Organism: Penicillium soppii
Lineage: Eukaryota; Fungi; Ascomycota; Eurotiomycetes; Eurotiales; Aspergillaceae
Exons: 2
Coding region: 1-969 (322 amino acids)
Source: RefSeq, a predicted model, not a curated record